This is a messenger RNA of Dermatophagoides farinae (American house dust mite), 1648 nucleotides long. RefSeq lists its product as uncharacterized. NCBI's taxonomy places the organism in Eukaryota, Metazoa, Arthropoda, Arachnida, Sarcoptiformes, Pyroglyphidae. The record is from RefSeq and is a predicted model, not a curated record.
ACGAUUUUCGAUUGAAUUUGAAUAAAUACGAAAAUCAUUCAUAUUUUUAUUUUUAUAUAUAAAUAAAUAAUGAAUCCAAGUGGUAAUGAAUUUACAUUACGUGUUGCAAUCUGUGAUCUAGUUGAACGGCUGAAACGUAUGCAACAUAAAUGUUCAUAUUUGGAAGAAUGUCGUAAUCAAUUAGUUAAAGAAGUAAUACGUUUACGUUUACAGAAUGAAUGGCUAGCCAGACAGAUUGGUAAUGAUUCGCCAGAGAUAUCAUCAUUGCCACCACCACCACCACCACCAACACAAUCACAGCAACAACAGAAUUUGCAAAUAUGUUUUUCAUGUAAUCAACAAUCGGCCAAUAAUAAUAAUAAUAAUAAUCUAGUCAAUCAUAAUGCUCAUUGUCAACAUCAUCAUCAACAACAACAACAACAAAUGAUCAAUGGCCAUCAAAAGUCGAAUCGUCUUAAUGAUGAUGAUGAUGAUGAAGAAGAAGAAGAAUCACCAAUGACGAAUCGAUCAGCAACAGCAAAAGAUGAUAGCAGUAUACAUCUAAUAAAUAUAUUAAAUGAAUUUGAACGUAAUGAUAAUAGUGAAGAAUCGAAUCGCCAGGAUUCCAUACGACAAUUAACCAUUCAGAUGUUGAAAGAUUUAGAUGCUGAAAUGAAAACUGGAAAAUUGAAAAUGGAAUUGAUUAAUUUCGUUCGAAAUAAUAUUGAAAAUUCAUCAUCAUCCAAUGAUGAUGGUGAUGAGCUGAUAAAAUUUGAUAAUCAUCAAAUGGAAAUGGAUGGAAAACAACAACAGCAGCAGCAACAACAACAACCAAUGAUCAAUCAAACAAAUCAAUCGAAUGAUUAUGAAGCAUUCAAUAAUAAUAGUGAUUAUUAUACAAAUUCACAUAAUAUAAAUGUGCAACAACAACAACAACAACAACGUGCCAUAACAAUGGCCAAAAUUAUUGAACGAUCCACUAAUGAUGUUGAUGUGGAUGAAGAAAAAUUGAACAAAUUACAACCUUCAUCACAAAGACAAACGAUAUCCCGGCGACAGGAUGCGGAAAAUCGUAAUUUUUUGAAUUCAGCAACUGCUACUACUACUGCUGCUGCUGCUGCUGCUACUGCAACUGCCACUACAACAUCCAUAUUCAAUAGUAUUGAUCUUGUAACACAAGAAAAUCAAUUGAUUAAUAUAAUCAAAAUAAUACGUAAUGAUAUUAAAUAUCUACAUCAGGGCGUUUUAGCAUCGACGGAUAAACUUAAUCGUUUGAAAACAAGACAAUUACGACAUUUUUUUCAAAAACAAAUCAAUCUUGAACAGCAGCAACAUCAGCAACAACAAUCCGGAACAACGUCAACAAAUAAAUAAAUCGAAUGAAUUCAUCCAAUCAGCAAAUGAGUAUUUGGAAUUUUUUUUUUGUUAUUACUCGUUAAGGAACCAUCAAAAACAUCAUGCUGACAACAAAGAAGAAAAAAAAACAAUGACGAUCAUCAUCAUCAUCAUCAUUCCAAUAAUUUUCUUGCCUUAUUGAUUUUUUUUUUAUUUCAAACUUUGUCUUUCCAUUUGGCUGUGGGACUGUGUGGAGUGGUGGUUGCUAGAUAGCUAAGAUUUUUAAAAUUCUCUUUUUUCUACAAAUUCAUUCAUUUCAAAAUGGAAACAAAAA